Molecule: messenger RNA, 2166 nt
Organism: Metopolophium dirhodum (rose-grain aphid)
Lineage: Eukaryota; Metazoa; Arthropoda; Insecta; Hemiptera; Aphididae
Exons: 3
Coding region: 872-1855 (327 amino acids)
Source: RefSeq, a predicted model, not a curated record
CGCCAUUGACCGUGGUCGUGACGGUGGCUGUAACGCCGGCGGAGGGGGUGUGAAUAUUUUGGGAGAUAAACGCCCCGGUGAGAACGCUGCCUCUUCAGCGGCGGCGGCGACAAUAAUAAAACGCUUGUGCGGCGGAGCGGCCGGCCCGACGCCCGAGCGGCGAGUAAUGAGCAUUGUUGGAAUACUACUGCGCGUCGCGCCGACGCCGCCACUCGGUCGUCGUCGCCGUGUUGAUGUCAUUGUUGUCGCCCGGCCCGCCGCUUUGUGCGUGCGUGUGACACGGCGAGUGUUUUUUUCGACGCAACCUUGGGAAGCGGCGGCGGCGGCGACGACGACGACGACGACCGGGUUUUUGUUUUUCCCGAUGUACAAACGGAAAACAUUAUUUUGUUGAUCGAAAUCCGGUGCGCAUGCGCCGCGGCAACAACGCGCCGCGGCCGGCAGUUGUUCACUAAACAUUGUUUUAUAACGUGAACUAAACCCAAGGCCGGUGCAGUUUGCCAUCAACCAUCGAAACGCGCGCCCGUUUCCGCCGUCGUUUGUUCUCCUACUGUGCUCCUCUUGCGUCUUCUUCGUUGUCGGCCGGCCGGCACAAUAAUAUUAUACUAUUUUUACAAUAAUAAUUGUUAUUAUUAUUUAAAAAAUCCCCCGCCGCCGACGGUAUUAUUAUUGUCAUUUGUUUAUCUGGCGUUUGUUAUUUGUUGGUUUAACACCGUCGACCGACCCCGCAUGCGCGUCACUACCACUCGAACCGUCCGAAAUUCGAAACGAAAACCCAACGGUUUUCCACUCUCGUCCGUCGCACUUCGAGCGAGGUCGAGGGGCUGCGGCGGCGGUGGUGGUGGUCCGCGAACCCUGUGCUGAGGCGGCUAUGGAGUGGUACCGGGAGCAGACCAUCCAGCUGAUCGACUUGUUCCGGAACCGUCCGGCUCUGUGGGACACUAGUUCGGUGCACUACCGUAACAAACGUAUGAAGAAUGAGUCCCUGGAGCAAAUCAGCGUCAAGCUCAAGUGUCCCAAGGAGGAGAUCGCCAAGAAGAUAUGCACGUUGCGCGUGCAGUUCAGCCGGGAGAACGUCAAAGUGAAACGGGCCCGGGAAUCCGGUGGCACCGUUUACAACCCCAAGUGGUUCGGCUACCAGCUGCUCUGUUUCCUGAACGAUCAGUCCCGGUACACGUCGCAGCCGAUCAACAACUGUUCGCCGGGCGUCGCCACUGCUCCGGGGGCGUCCGGAGCCAUGUUGAGUGGCAUGGUCGCGCAAAACUUUUCCCGACUACCGCAGUACCGCGCGGUUACAGCUGAUCACUGCUGCAUGCAAGCGGACGCAGAAAAUCAACAUUUUAAUUGGAGUCAAACCUCUGAGGACAGUUAUGCAGAAGCAAAUGACACAAAUGCAAGUGGCUAUGAGGCGGACAGUGUGCUGGCUUCAAUGAUGCAUGAGUCCAUGGACGAUUACCACAACCAGGAACCAAUUGUGGACGUCCAGGAGCCACAAACAUGGUCAUCGUGUAGAAAAUACCGCGGUAUGCAGCCAGUAACUGGCGGAGAUUAUUCAGACGAUGAUGGUGGAGGCUACAGUAGCAGGAAGAUGAUGCGAAUGUCUAGGCCUGAUGCACCAUCUGAUGAGUUUAAUACAUUCUCAGACUAUGUGGCUGAACGGAUGCGUAACCUUAAAGCCGACAAAGCUCUACAACUAAUGGCUCGACGAGACAUUGAACAAGUAUUGUUCAAGUAUGAAAUGAAGUUGUUGGAGCAGAAGAGAGAUUCACAACAACACCAACAACCCGACACUGAGGCGGCAACUACGUCAAAGUCCAUUUCACCAUCACCUGUCAGUGACUUAGAACAACAGUAGACCUUAAUUAUAUUUAUAUAUAUGACAGUGUUUACUAGGUGAUUACAACUAGUCUUUCAGGACCAGCAUCCAUUUCUGUACAUUGUUUAAAAUAAUAAUAUUAAUAUUGAAUAAUGCUACAGGGAGAACUAUUAAUGCUCACGUUAACCCUGAAGUUAUACAUAUUAUAUUUUAAACAUUUGUAUACAGCCAACAGUUUUGUUUAUGUUACUAUGUAAACUUAAAGACAAUUUAUAUACAUAAUAUUGAUUCCUAUAUAUUUCUAUUAUUAUUAAAUGUAUGUAUUUCUAAUAAAACAUUUUACACUUUAA